This is a messenger RNA of Capsella rubella, 4645 nucleotides long. Its product is annotated as G-type lectin S-receptor-like serine/threonine-protein kinase At4g11900. NCBI's taxonomy places the organism in Eukaryota, Viridiplantae, Streptophyta, Magnoliopsida, Brassicales, Brassicaceae. Gene Ontology annotation, molecular function: protein kinase activity; ATP binding. Gene Ontology annotation, biological process: recognition of pollen; protein phosphorylation. The record is from RefSeq and is a predicted model, not a curated record.
AUGGAGACUUGCAAGAAGAAUGUGUUACUCAAAUAUUUGGGAGUUUUGAUCAUGUUCUUGUUUUUUCAAGUCUCUUCUGCAACUGACACCAUUUCAACCAAUCAACCUCUUUUAGGACUUCAGACGACACUUAUAUCCAGCGGUGAAAUCUUCGAACUCGGUCUCUUCGAACGAACUACAGGUAUUGAUAGAUUCUGGUACAUAGGCAUGUGGUACAAGCGAGUCCCUCUCCCUCUACGGACUAUUGUUUGGGUUGCAAAUCGAGAGUCUCCUACUUUAGGAAUAUUUAUAAUCUCUGAUGGUAACUUAAUUCUCUAUGAUAAUAGCACCGGUCAAACAAUUUGGUCGACCGGUGUUAUUGCUAGUAGAAGCAAGGAUGUUGAAGCUGUUCUGCAUGAUAAUGGUAAUCUAGUUCUGAGAGAUGGGUCUAACUCUUCGGCACCUGUGUUGUGGCAGAGCUUUGAUCAUCCCUCGGAUACUUGGUUUCCAGGUGCUAAACUCAACACUGGAAGCCAACUUCUCACUUCUUGGAAAGGCUUGAAUGAUCCAUCACCGGGUCGAUACUCUCUCCAGCUUGACCCUAGAACGCACUCCCUCAUCACGGUUUGGAAUGGAUCUAAGUCAUAUUCUUCAAGUGGAGCAUGGGAUGCAUUGAGUUUCAAAUUGACUCCGGAUAAGUCUUACAUCACCUAUGCAAGACUAGGUCCUCCGGACGACAACACUUAUCGUUUGGUCAUAGAUGUUUCGGGGAUGUUCAUGCUGCAAUAUUGGGAUGACCUGAUUCAGUCGUGGGUUUUGACAUGGUCUCAACCUAAUGAUAGAUGUGCGGUUUAUAGUUUGUGUGGAUCGUUUGGGAUCUGCAAUGAUUCUGAAGAGCUUCCCCCUUGUAGAUGUGUUCCUGGUUUCAGACCAGCAUUUUCCAACGGCUCGAAUGAUUUCUCUGAUGGUUGUGAAAGGGAAACCAAAAUUCAAUGUGGCGAUGGGAAUGACGAGUUUCUUCGUAUAGAAAACAUGAAACUAGCCACUGAUCCAACAGCAACAUUGGUAAUGUCACCAAGUCUUAACACCACAUGUGCUUCAGCUUGCCGAGUUGAUUGUUCUUGCGAGGCCUACGCAUAUGACGGCAACAAGUGUUUGAUGUGGACAAGAUAUGCCUUCAAUCUACAACAAUACCAUGAAAAUAAGGGACACACAUUUUUUCUUAGACUUGCAGCUUCAAACAACGCAAAUGCGACUUCAAACCAGGAACAUUCUAAAGGCAGAAGCAUUGUGUUACCCGUUGUACUAUCAUCAUUAGCAGCAGCUGCUGCUGUGUUUUCCGUAUGUUUCUAUUGUUGCGUUUCUUCAAGAAGAAGAAGAAAAAGAACACAAAGAGACGAAAAACAGAGUAAAGAGCUAUUAAAAGGCGGCAUAGUUGAUGAUGAUGGAGAACAUAUAAGUUAUCUAAAUUUACAUGACAUAAUGGUUGCAACAAAUGCUUUCUCUGAGGAAAAUAAGCUGGGAGAAGGCGGUUUUGGUCCAGUCUACAAGGGAAAGCUAAGAAAUGGGAUGGAUGUGGCGAUAAAAAGGCUUUCAAAAAAAUCAAGUCAAGGUAUGAAAGAAUUCAAGAAUGAAGUAGUUUUGAUCAUAAAACUUCAACACAAGAACUUGGUGAGGCUGUUAGGAUAUUGUGUUGAAAGCGAAGAGAAGCUCCUGGUUUACGAGUACAUGUCGAACAAGAGCCUUGAUGUUUUACUCUUUGACUCUUUAAAGUCUAGGGAAUUGGAUUGGGAUAUGCGUAUGAAAAUAGUAAAUGGGACAACAAGAGGACUUCAAUAUCUGCAUGAGGACUCACGUCUUAGGAUCAUUCACCGAGAUCUUAAGGCAAGCAAUAUUCUUCUCGACGAUGAUAUGAAUCCUAAGAUCUCAGAUUUUGGAACCGCCAGGAUCUUUGGUGUCAAGCAAAUCGAUGAUAGCACCCAAAGAAUCGUCGGAACAUUCGGCUAUAUGUCACCGGAAUAUGCAUUAGGCGGAGUGAUUUCAGAGAAGUCUGAUAUAUAUAGCUUUGGAGUGUUGUUAUUGGAGAUCGUAUCAGGGAAAAAGGCUACAAGGUUUGUUCAUAACGACCAAAAACUCAGCCUUAUUGCUUAUGCAUGGGAAUCUUGGUGCGAAGCAAAAGGUGUAAGCAUUAUAGAUGAAGCAUUGUGUGGUUCGUAUGAUUUAAAAGAAGUGAUGAGGUGCGUUCACAUCGCACUUCUUUGUGUUCAAGAUCAUCCUAAAGACAGGCCCACGAUUUCACAAAUUGUUUAUAUGUUGAGCAACGAUAACAAUCUCCCUAUUCCGAAACAACCAAGUUACUCAAACGUUUUGGCUGGUGAUCAACAGUUAGUAGCGUCGUCUGGCUACUUGUUCUCCAUAAACGAAGUAACACAAACAGAAAUGGAACCAUCUCUUAUCUUCAAACGUAACUUCUGCUCUACGAACAUGAAGAUCUGCAACAAGAAUGUUUUAUUUACGUACUACGAAGUCUUGAUGUUCUUGUCUUGUCAAGUUUCUUUUGCAACUGACACCAUUUCUACCAAUCAACCUCUUUUAGGAUUUCAGACACUUAUUUCCAGCGGUGAUAUUUUCGAACUCGGUCUCGUCAACAGAGUACCUUUAUUUUCAGGUACCUCCGGAUACUUUUACAUAGGCAUGUGGUACAAGCAAGUCUCUCCACAGACUAUUGUUUGGGUCGCAAAUCGAGAUUCCAUAGUUCCAACUUCUAACUGCUUCUUGAAGAUCUUUGAUGGAAACUUAAUUCUCUAUGAUAAUAGCACCGGUCAAACAGUUUGGUCGACAGGUGUUAAUUCUAGUAGAAGCAAGGAUGUCCAAGCUGUUCUGCAUGAUAAUGGUAAUCUCGUAUUGAGAGAUGGGUCUAACUCUUCUGCACCUGUGUUGUGGCAGAGUUUUGAUCAUCCAUCUGAUACUUGGCUUCCAGGUGCUAAACUCAAGUUUGGACGUCGUCUUCUCUCUUCUUGGGAGAGCUCUAUGGAUCCAUCACCUGGUCAGUACUCUCUCGAACUUGACCCUAAAACCCACUCGCUCAUCACGGUUUGGGAUGGAUUAUCAUAUUCGUCGAGUGGACCAUGGGAUGAUAGACUUAAAACUUAUGAUGACUUGAGUUUCAAGUUGAAUUUGGAUGAGUCUUACAUUACCUAUUCAGUAACAGAUUCACCCAAUAUUACAUACCGUUUGGUCAUGGAUGUUUCGGGGUUGUUUAUGCUGAAAGCUUGGGGUGUUGAAUCCAAGUCAUGGGCAAUGAUAUGGUCUCAACCUGAUAAUAGAUGUGAGGUUUACAAUUAUUGUGGAUCAUUUGCGAUUUGCGAUGACAACAAAGAGCAACCACCAUGUAGAUGUGUUCCUGGUUUCCAACAAGUAUUGGCAGAGGAUCCGAAUGAUUUCUCUGCUGAUUGUGAAAGGGUAACCAAACUUCAAUGUGGCAAGAGGAAUGACGAGUUUCUUCCUAUUGAAAACAUGAAAUUAGCCACUGAUCCUAUAACAAUGGAGUUUACAGAAAGUCUUGGUGUAAAGUGUGGCUACGUUUGCCGAGCUGAUUGUUCUUGCGAGGCCUACGCAUAUGAUGACAAUACGUGUUUUUUGUGGACAACUGAAACAGAUGCCUUCAAUCUACAACAGAACCAUGCAAAUAAGGGACACACUUUCUUUCUUAGACUUGCAGCUUCAAGCAACUCAACUGCGACUUCAAACCAGGAACAUUCUAAAGGCAGAAGCAUUGUGUUACCUGUUGUAUUACCAUCAUUAGCAGCAACUGCUGCGGUAUUUUUGGUAUGUUUGUAUUGUUGCAUUUAUUCAAGAAGGAGAAGAAAAAGAACACAAAGAGAUGAAAAACAGAGCAGAGAGCUAUUAGAAGGGGGCAUAAUUGAUGAUGAUGGAGAACAUAUAAAUAACCUAAAUUUACAUGAUAUAAUGGCUGCAACGAAUGCUUUUUCUGAGGAAAACAAGUUAGGAGAAGGUGGUUUUGGUCCUGUCUACAAGGGAAAACUACCAAAUGGGAUGGAUGUGGCCAUCAAAAGGCUUUCAAAGAAAUCAAGUCAAGGUCUAACUGAGUUCAAGAAUGAAGUUGUUUUGAUAAUAAAGCUUCAACACAAGAACUUGGUGAGACUAUUAGGGUAUUGUGUUGAGGGAGACGAGAAACUCCUAAUUUACGAGUAUAUGUCGAAUAAGAGCCUCGAUGUAUUACUCUUUGACUCUCUCAAGUCUAAGGAACUGGAUUGGGAGACGCGUGUGAAGAUAGUAAAUGGUGCGACAAGAGGACUUCAAUAUCUGCAUGAGGACUCACGUCUUAGGAUCAUUCACCGAGAUCUUAAGGCAAGCAAUAUUCUUCUAGACGAUGAGAUGAAUCCUAAGAUCUCGGAUUUUGGAACUGCAAGGAUUUUUGGUUGCAAGCAAAUUGAUGACAGCACCCAAAGAAUCAUUGGGACAUUCGGCUAUAUGUCACCGGAAUAUGCAUUAGGUGGAGUGAUUUCAGAGAAGUCUGAUAUAUAUAGCUUCGGAGUGUUGUUAUUGGAGAUCAUAACAGGCAUGGGACUCUUGGUGUGAAACAAAGGGUGUAAGCAUUGUAGAUGAAGCACUGUGUGGUUCAUAUGAUUUAGAAGAAGUGAUG